Molecule: messenger RNA, 5476 nt
Organism: Pygocentrus nattereri (red-bellied piranha)
Lineage: Eukaryota; Metazoa; Chordata; Actinopteri; Characiformes; Serrasalmidae
Gene: ptch1
Product: patched 1
Exons: 24
Coding region: 533-4981 (1482 amino acids)
Biological process (GO): smoothened signaling pathway
Cellular component (GO): plasma membrane
Molecular function (GO): smoothened binding; hedgehog receptor activity; hedgehog family protein binding
Source: RefSeq, a predicted model, not a curated record
GCCCUUCUGGAACCAAUCAGAAGCGAGAAACCGCGGCCAUCUGACAGAGCUGGAGGCGGGCUCUCGAGCCUUUUCUCUUUUUUUCCCCUCGGCCUUACCCCUCCUCCUCUGUCUCCGAAUGGAGAGUGCUCUUUUUUCUCAUCUAUUCAAUCUCAGAGAUCGCCGUGUCCCGCGGCCUGAGCCACACCGCGCAGAGCCCGCAGAAUGCGCCGAGCGCAGAGCGACCGAGCCCGCCGCCGCCGCCGCCGUUCGCCCAGAGAGCGCCGCCUCCGCCUCCGCCUCGCCUUCUGAGCCCAGAGCGUGUGGAGAGGGAACGCGGUGGAUGCGGGAGUCGCAGGAGAGGAACCUCCGGAUCGCGAAAUGUUGGAAUGGAAGGCGCACACUGUGACUCGCCGUCCCAAACAGGAGUAUGAAGUGCUUUGUGGCUCCGGGAACGCCAAACGAGAAACCCCGCUUCCUUCGGAUAGCCAGACGCGCUUACGGGGGGAUAUACUAACGUGGAUAGCGAGAAGCCCAGCGCAGACCGUGCAACAUGGCCUCGGCUGUUAAUGUCUCCUCCGAGCAGGAAAACAGGGACCCCGAUCGGCCGAGGGUAGCGCGGAGGAACAGGGGCAGCAGUCGCGCAGCCGCCUUGGAUUUGGAGUACUUGCAGCGGCCGAGCUACUGCGAUGCCGCGUUCGCGCUGGAUCAGAUCUCGGAGGGCAAGGCGACUGGAAGGAAAGCGCCGCUGUGGCUGAGGGCUCAGUUUCAGAGACUUUUCUUUAAACUUGGCUGCUACAUACAAAAGAACUGCGGGAAGUUUUUGGUCGUGGGCCUUAUAAUAUUCGGAGCUUUCGCCGUUGGUUUAAGGGCAGCUAAUCUGGAGACGGACGUGGAGAAACUCUGGGUGGAAGUGGGUGGCAGGGUGAAUCAGGAGCUGAAGUACACGCGACAGAAGAUCGGGGAAGAGGCCAUGUUUAACCCUCAGCUUAUGAUCCAGACGCCGCGCUAUCAGGGUGCAAACAUCCUGACUGUGGAGGCACUGAAACAGCACCUGGACUCUGCCAUCAAAGCCAGCAGAGUGCAUGUUUCAAUGUACAACAGGAAAUGGAAAUUAGAACAUUUAUGCUACAAAUCAGGAGAAUUCGUUACAGAAAACAAUUUUGCUUACCAGAUAAUUGAAAAUCUACAUCCCUGCCUCAUCAUUACACCUCUGGACUGCUUCUGGGAAGGUGCCAAGCUACAUUCGGGCAUAGCCUAUCUCCCUGGUGAACCCCCUCUGCAGUGGGUCAACUUUGACCCUAUGGCGCUGAUUGCUAAGCUGAAGGCAGUGACCAACCUGGUGGACAGUUGGGAGGAGAUGCUGGUGAAGGCUGAGGUAGGACAUGGCUACAUGGAUCGACCCUGCAUCAACCCCGCAGACCCAGACUGUCCUGUAUCUGCUCCCAACAAGAACUCUUCACGGCCGUUGGAUAUUACCCGUGUCCUUACCGGCGGCUGCUAUGGAGUCUCCAGAAAGUACAUGCACUGGCAGGAGGAGCUCAUCAUCGGAGGGACCAAGAAGAACAACAGUGGGAGACUUCUUAGUGCCAAGGCUCUGCAGACCAUGUUCCAGCUCAUGACCCCCAAGCAGAUGUACGAGCACUUAAAGGGCUAUGAAGCAGUCUCUCACAUGAACUGGAACGAGGACAAAGCAGCUGCCAUCCUGGAGGCCUGGCAGAGGAGGUACUCCGAGGUGGUCCAGCAGAGUGUGUCCAUCAACUCUUCUCAGAAGGUGCUGACAUUUACCACCACCACUCUAGAAGACAUCCUUAAAUCCUUCUCCAGUGUUAGUGGCAUCAGGAUUGCCAGUGGCUACUUGCUCAUGCUUGCCUAUGCGUGUCUGACCAUGCUGCGCUGGGACUGCGCUAAGUCCCAGGGGGCAGUGGGGCUGGCCGGAGUGCUGCUGGUCACUCUGUCUGUCGCAGCUGGACUGGGCCUUUGCUCUCUUAUUGGCAUCUCCUUCAAUGCCGCUACUACUCAGGUGCUACCAUUCCUUGCCCUAGGUGUGGGAGUGGAUGAUGUCUUUCUUCUUGCUCACGCCUUCAGUGAAACUGGCCAGAAUAAGAGAAUCCCAUUUGAGGACCGUACAGGCGAAUGUUUGAAGAGAACCGGGGCCAGUGUGGCUUUGACCUCCAUCAGUAAUAUCACUGCUUUCUUCAUGGCUGCCCUCAUCCCAAUCCCAGCACUGCGGGCCUUCUCCCUACAGGCUGCUGUUGUGGUGGUGUUUAACUUCGCCAUGGUGUUGCUCAUCUUCCCUGCCAUACUAAGCAUGGACCUGUACCGCAGAGAGGACCGCCGCUUCGACAUCUUCUGCUGCUUCGUCAGUCCGUGUGCUAACCGGGUCAUCCAGCUGGAGCCCCAGGCAGCAUACGGUGACCCAUCAAGUGAGGCGGGCCACUACAGCCCCCCUCCAUCCUACAGCAGCCAUGGCUUCUCCCAGCAGACGCAGAUCACAAUGCAGUCCACGGUGCAGCUUCGCACGGAGUACGACCCACGCACACAGGCCUAUUACACUACAGCCGAGCCGCGCUCACGCAUCUCCGUCCAGCCUUUCCCCCCAACCACCACCAAUGUCAACCACCACAAUAACAACAACAGCUGGGCUGGCGCCGGGCCGGGGGUCGUGCGGGGAAACCCGGCAGGUGACACAGCGUCCUGCCGGAGCACGGAGGGCGCCAGCUCCACCAGGGACCUCCUGUCCCACAGUGGGGAGACAGGGCCGAGCUGCGCAGAACCGGCCUGCUCCCGCUGGACCUUUGCCUCUUUCGCCGAGAAGCACUAUGCGCCUUUCUUGUUGCAGCCAACCACGAAGGCAGUGGUGAUUCUCCUCUUCUUGGCCCUGCUGGGCAUCAGCCUGUACGGGACCACCUGCGUGCGAGAUGGUCUGGAGCUGACGGACAUCGUGCCGCGGGAGACGGCUGAGUACGACUUCCUGGGCGCUCAGUUUCAAUACUUCUCCUUCUACAACAUGUACGUGGUGACGCAGCAAGCGGAGUACGCCCAGGCCCAGCCACUACUCUAUGAGAUGCACCAGCGCUUUGGUGCAGUCAAGUACGUCCUUCGUGAGGACAACGGCCAGCUGCCUCUCAUGUGGCUGCACUACUUCCGUGACUGGCUGCAAGGUCUGCAGGAGGCUUUUGAUAAAGACUGGGAGGCGGGCAGGAUCACUCAGGGGAACUACAAGAACGCCUCUGAUGACGGAGUCCUGGCCUACAAGCUCCUGGUGCAGACCGGCCGCAGAGACAAGCCCAUUAACUACAACCUGCUCACCAAACAUAGACUGGUGGAUGCAGAUGGGAUCAUCAACCCCAGCGCCUUCUACAUCUACUUGACCGCCUGGGUCAGCAAUGACCCGGUCGCCUAUGCUGCCUCUCAGGCCAACAUCCGUCCUCAUCCUCCAGAGUGGAUCCAUGACCGCACUGAUUCUAUCCCCAUCAACAGCUUCACCAUUCCUGCCGCAGAGCCCAUCGAAUAUGCACAGUUUCCCUUCUACCUCAAUGGGCUGCGCGAGACGCCCCAGUUUGUGGAGGCCAUUGAGAGUGUGCGCUCCAUCUGCAGCAACUACAGCCGGCAGGGUCUGCCCAGCUACCCCAACGGUUACCCAUUCCUGUUCUGGGAGCAGUAUGUGGGCCUGCGCCACUGGCUGCUGCUCUUCAUCAGCGUGGUGCUAGCCAGCACCUUCCUGGUGUGUGCUAUCUUCCUGCUCAACCCCUGGACUGCUGGGAUCAUCGUGCUGGUGCUGUCUCUGAUGACUGUAGAGCUGUUUGGUAUGAUGGGACUGAUUGGAAUCAAGCUGAGCGCUGUGCCUGUGGUCAUCCUCAUCGCUUCAGUGGGCAUUGGUGUGGAGUUCACUGUCCACGUGGCCCUGGCCUUCCUCACUGCUAUAGGGGACAGGAACAAGCGGGCAGUGCUGGCCCUGGAGCACAUGUUUGCGCCUGUGCUGGACGGAGCCUUCUCCACCCUGCUGGGAGUGCUGAUGUUGGCAGGCUCCGAGUUCGACUUUAUAGUUAGAUAUUUCUUUGCUGUAUUGGCCAUCCUCACCGUAUUGGGGGUCCUAAAUGGCCUGGUGCUGCUCCCAGUCUUGUUGUCCUACUUCGGCCCUUAUCCUGAGGUGUCUCCGGUGGAUGGGCGUAGCCGACUGCCCACUCCAUCUCCAGAGCCUUUUCCACCAGUGGUGCACUUCACCAUGCGGCCCAGCCACACCACCCCUGGGACAGGCUCAGACUCCUCCGACUCAGAGUACAGCUCUAACUCCACAUUCUCAGGCAUCAGCCAGGAGCUCCAGCACUAUGACCUCCAGGCCAGCAGGGGGCGACCCACCAGGCCUGAGGAGGUGCGAAUUUCCACUGGGCCGAGACAAGGCGGUCAUCAUGUGGAGCCGCCCAACUACUCAACUGGGCCAGCUGAUGCCAGGCAGCAGCAGCGUCAGCAGCAUCGUUAUCGCUCCGGUCAUCCUCCUCGCUCUCAGGAUGUAGGACCUCAGUCUUCCCGUCGACAAAGCAACAGGGACCCUAAGAGGGAAGCGGGAAGUGGACACCCCCCUCCGCCUCAGAGGCCGCGAACGGACGCUUUUGAAACCGCUAAUGAGGCUGGUGGCCACUUCGGCCCCAGAGAACGUUUGGCUGGGCGCCGGCCUCGCUCCCACAACCCUUACCCUCACCCCACCCACUCUGCCUCAGGCCCUGUCUACUGCCAGCCCAUCACCACGGUGACGGCCUCAGCCUCCGUGACGGUGGCCGUUCAUUCAGGGAUGGCCGGCCAAAGCCCUGGCUACCCCUGCUACCCCUCCAACGACAGCUAUCGCACUUCAGAAGAAACCUACCCCGACACCCACUUCCCUGACCCGCAUGUGCCCUUCGAUGAGAGCUGCCACAGUGCAGAUCCCAAGGCGGAGGGCAUGGAGCUGCAGGACCUAGAGUUCCACUCUCCCAGCGAUUGCCACACAAGACCUUCCAGCUGAGUGGUUGAAUGUUGAAGCACAAAUGGCCAAAGAUGGGACAUCGCCGUCUGCUAGUGUGGAAGAGACAUGGUGCUGCAGGGUGGGGGCACUUGGACCAGCAGCGCCUCUGUGGUGCUUGACUCUGUUACUGUAUAGCUCUAAUGUAUGUCUGUCUUAGAUAUUUCUAUAAGUAUUUAAAAAGAAACGUGUACACAAGUGUAAAUAUGAAUGAGAGUAGCUAUAAUUGGACCAGUCUGGGGGUCAUCAGACUGGUGUCCAUGUGUAUGAUUUUGUGAUUACUGUCCACCCAUCAUCUGUGUAUCUGUGCCAUGAGGAAGCUUCAUGUUUGACAUACUUAUCAGCAUACAGAUGUUGCUGCUUAAGAUGUUGUAAUGUACCUGUAUUAUUCUAUGCAAUUAUUUUGAUGUUAGUGUGUGUGUGUGUGUGUGUGUGUGUGUGUGUGUGUGUGUGUGUGUGUGUGUGUGUGUGUGUGUGUGUGUGUGAGCGAGUGAGAGU